CGGUCAGCUGUUGUCUGCGCUGCAAAAAAUACCCACAUAUCAAAGUUUUUUCAUCCUGAAAUCUGUUCUUCGGCCCAGAUGAUCAGCUGACCAUGUCCAAUUAGAGUAAAAUAGGUUGUAAGCAGGUCAAAUCUUUCGUCUUUCUGGAUGUGAAGCUUUUCGUGGCUGAAGUUCUUGUUGGUUCUUCCCGAGUUGCUAUUUUUUGCAGUGUGGGUUCUUCUGAUCCUCCCAGCACUUUCCGGAUACUUGUUCCCCGCAGACUCGUCGUCUCAGAAGUCGUCCCCCAUAUAAAACCUACAGCCAGAAGGAGUUGGAUUAGUUGAGUGAAGACGCUUCAAUAACUCGGUGCGCGCUCUUGGUUUUGUUUUUGGAUCAACUGGUGACUGCGUGCGUAAACGUGACGCGCGUGAUCCGACGGGGUUCAAGUUUUUCCACAGAAAGUUUAAAGAGAACGUUUGGUUGAAGUUUUUUUUUUGCAAAUAGUCGAACUUCGCGUUGCUUCGAGGUCAGCUGGACAUGGCAGAGGGAGACUUCUACACGAUGGGAAACCGGCAGAGGUUUCCCAGGGAUCCGUUCGGAGAGUCGCCGUUCAGGGAUCAGUCCCCGUUCAGGGACCAGGCUCCGUUCAGGGACCAGGCCCCGUUCAGGGACCAGGCUCCGUUCAGGGACCAGGCUCCGUUCAGGGACCAGCUCCCCUCCCGGUUUAUGGAGGAUGACUUUGGGAUGCCACCUUUCCCCGAUGACCUGUCCAUGGACUGGCCCGGUUGGGCCCGUCCGGGCCGCUUAGGCUCGCGCCUCAGCUCGUCGCCCUUCGGCGGCUCGUUACGCACCGGUUUCCCGCAGCGUCCGUCGCCGGGAGGCUCCCCGCUGUACACCAGCAGGUACGCGGAGCCCUGCUCCAGGAGCUCCCCGGUCACCACCGACGGGGAGCCGUGGAAGGUCUGCGUGAACGUCCACAGCUUCAAAGCAGAGGAAUUACACGUCAAGACGAGGGACGGCUUCGUCGAAGUGUCAGGGACACAUGAGGAGAAGCAGGAGGCAGGAGGCAUAGUGACCAAGAACUUCACAAAGAAGAUACAGAUCCCGGUGGACGUGGACCCUCUGACGGUCUUCGCCUCGCUGUCCCCGGAGGGCGUCCUCAUCAUCGAGGCCCGGCAGACGCCGCCCUACUGCCUCUUCAGCAGCGAGGCGGCGGCGCUGCCGGAGGCCGAGGCGCUGCGGCCCCAGGAGGCGCCCGCCGUGUGAGGGCGCGGCAGCGACGCACACCUCCAGAUUCAGUGAGCACACGUCUGCUGGAGGAACAGCGAGCUCCGCGUUAGAGCUGCAAAGGCCAAACUUCACAAAGUCUAAUCUAAAGCCUAAUCUAAGCUUUAAUGUUGCCUCAUUCGUUCAGUAUCACUAUUUAUUUUAACAUAAGGAUGAUUUAAUGGUGAGAUCUGUUGGUUGUGAUUUAAAUCUAAAUACAUGUGCCUUUAUUUACUCGCGUGUCUUGAUUACACUCAGUUCUACCUUUUGCUGUUUUUGAGUUAAUGAAUGUCUCUUAAACUGACAAGAAACUAAAUGAAGCCACUUUUUGCCGUGUGCAUCGUUGUAAAUAGACGUUACCGUGUGGUUCGUCAUCACUGCUGCUCUGACGCUCCCGCCUGUGUUUUCUUUUCUAUUUGAGCCGACGGCUGCGUGGCUGUUGGAAGGGACGGAGCGAGUCGUUGCCAAAGACAUUUGUUUCCUUCCUCCUCCAUUGUGGUGCCUUUGUUUUGGCUGAUGCAAUAAAAGCGUGCAGCCAGUC
This is a messenger RNA of Betta splendens (Siamese fighting fish), 1786 nucleotides long. It is a transcript of the gene hspb8, whose product is annotated as heat shock protein b8. The transcript has 3 exons. NCBI's taxonomy places the organism in Eukaryota, Metazoa, Chordata, Actinopteri, Anabantiformes, Osphronemidae. Gene Ontology annotation, cellular component: nucleus; cytoplasm; protein folding chaperone complex. Gene Ontology annotation, molecular function: protein homodimerization activity. The record is from RefSeq and is a predicted model, not a curated record. The coding region runs from base 517 to 1245 and encodes 242 amino acids. Gene Ontology annotation, biological process: cellular response to unfolded protein.